GUGCAAGUUUAAUAUUGUUUAAUUAUUGCUGCCAUUUGUUUGGUUUGUAUGUCCAGAACACUGUGUAUGAUGGAGAGUACCAUGCCAGACAUCCCAACAUCGUCACAUUCUGGGAGGCUUUUGAGGAACUGACAGACGACCAAAAGAAAGCUUUUCUCCUGUUCCUGACGGGCUGUGAUCGCGCUCCCAUCCUGGGCAUGGACAAGAUCCAGAUGAAGGUAGCAGUCCUGCAGAACUCUACUGAACUACAUUUCCCAGAAUCCCUUACCUGCCACUUCCUACUGCUGCUGCCCAUCUACCCCUCCAAGGAGAUGCUGCUGGCCAGGCUCAAAGAGGCAGUGGCCCACAACAGAGGCUUCUGGAAGGAGUAAUGGACACUAUAUAUAGGCUACUGCUGUGUUCAUCAUUUCAUUCAAUGUUUUUCUUACAUGUCAAUAUAUCUAUUCAGUUUAGCCUAGGAUUUUGGUUGUAGCCGCCUUCUAGGUUCAGAUUUGCCACUUUUUUUCCAACUUUUACAUUUUACCUUUGUCCUUGGCUUUUCUAUUGAAAAUGUGAAAAUUGCAAUUUUAGGAUAUGUAGGCCUACCCUAUUAUAGAAAAAAACAUUCAUUGAGUUAAUGUCUACUAAUUCUGAGUGUGAUAUAUAAAAAUAACUUUCUUAUUCAGUAAUAUACAUUCAGUAAUAUACAUUCAAGAGCCUACUUAUUUAUGCAUGUUUUCUUUAUUGAUAUAGU
This is a messenger RNA of Salvelinus sp. IW2-2015, 733 nucleotides long. Lineage: Eukaryota; Metazoa; Chordata; Actinopteri; Salmoniformes; Salmonidae. The record is from RefSeq and is a predicted model, not a curated record.